AUGGCUUAUGUUUUACAGUAUGUGGACAAGAAUGAGCAUGUAGUUGAACGUUUUGUGGGUCUAGUGCAUGUUUCUGAUACCACUUCCAUCUCACUCAAGAAGGCGAUUGAUGUUUUAUUUUCUAGACAUGGGUUGAGCAAUUCUAGAUUACGAGGGCAAAGUUAUGAUGGGGCUAGUAAUAUGCGAGCUCUCAUGGGUAUGGCAAAAAAACAUGAGGAUAUUGUUUCUCUUUUCACUUUUGUUGCUAAUCUUAUAAAUGUAGUUAGCGGUUCAUGUAAACGUUGUGAUAUUCUUCGAGAGAAGCAAGCUUCUAUAGUUAUCGAGGCACUUAACAAUGUUAUUGUUACUGUACUUGAGACACUUACAGAUGAAGAGUCAUCAAAAAAGAAGUUUAAAAAUUAUAUUGCGGAUAUGCGUUCUAAUAGCGAGUUUGAAGGAUUAAAAGGGAUUGGUGACCUUGUAAAAAAAUUGGUGGAAACCAAAAGAGACAAGGUACAUUCACCAGUUUAUUUGCAUGUGACAUUAGCGUUGAUCCUACCAGUUACAACUGCUAGUGUAGAGAGGGCAUUUUUUGCUAUGAAUAUCAUGAAGAACCGAUUGCGCAACAAGAUAGGAGAUGAAUGGAUGAGUGAUAGCCUGAUAAUAUAUAUUGAAAAGGAAAUAUCUAGUGGCAUAGAUAAUGAAGUUAUCAUACGAUGUUUUCAAAAUAUGAAAAGUCGUCGGGGACAAUUGUGA
Molecule: messenger RNA, 735 nt
Organism: Cornus florida
Lineage: Eukaryota; Viridiplantae; Streptophyta; Magnoliopsida; Cornales; Cornaceae
Exons: 4
Coding region: 1-735 (244 amino acids)
Source: RefSeq, a predicted model, not a curated record